Messenger RNA from Temnothorax curvispinosus, 1709 nucleotides. It is a transcript of the gene Coq6, whose product is annotated as ubiquinone biosynthesis monooxygenase COQ6, mitochondrial. Gene Ontology annotation, biological process: ubiquinone biosynthetic process. Gene Ontology annotation, cellular component: mitochondrion. Gene Ontology annotation, molecular function: 2-octaprenyl-6-methoxyphenol hydroxylase activity; FAD binding; oxidoreductase activity, acting on paired donors, with incorporation or reduction of molecular oxygen, NAD(P)H as one donor, and incorporation of one atom of oxygen. The transcript has 8 exons. NCBI's taxonomy places the organism in Eukaryota, Metazoa, Arthropoda, Insecta, Hymenoptera, Formicidae. Bases 195 to 1637 code for a protein of 480 amino acids. The record is from RefSeq and is a predicted model, not a curated record.
CUAAAUGAUAAUGCGUAUCAAACAGAGUAAUUGAGCGAUAAAUCGGCCUGUGUUUUGCGUAUUUUGCGAAACGCGGAGGCGCAGUUUUUAUUUUCUCCUCCCUCGAAUUCUCGAUCGUGUCGCGCGUUUCUACACCCGCUUCGCUCACUUCGCUGCACCAGGACCAGGCUGCACUCGUCCGUGACGUCAGUGCAAUGGCGACUCUCAUGGAGACGAUGUUGGCAUGCCGAUUAAUUCUCGCGUCGUUAUCGCGGAAUUGCGAGCGUGUCAUUCCCGGCGCGAUUGCGGUCUCGAAAAGGAGUUACUCGAAUACCGCGAAAAAUGAGGAGACCUACGACGUCGUCGUCGCUGGAGGUGGCAUGGUUGGCACGACGUUGGCAUGCGCCAUAGCAAAUAAUCAAAGACUAGCGAACAAAAAGAUCUUACUUUUGGAGGGUAACACUAAACAGGAAUACACACCGCAGGAGCAAUACUCCAAUCGAGUUGUCGCAUUGAAUCAGCAAACUCGUAUCUUAUUAUCCAGUAUAGGAGCAUGGAAACACAUAGAGGCAAUCCGCUGUUCUCCAGUAAGAAGAAUGCAGGUGUGGGAAGCAUGUUCCGAUGCUAUGAUAACGUUCGACGAGGAUUUGUUGAACAAUAAUCUAGCCUAUAUAGUCGAGAAUGACCUAUUGUUGCACGCGGUCAACAAGCAGCUUUCUGAAAUGGAAAAUGUUACUGUAAUUUACGAUUCUAAGGUUGUCAAUAUAAAACUUCCAAAGACAUCCAUGGAGUUUGUCACUGUACAGCUGCAAUCUGGGGAGCAAUACAGGACUAGGUUACUGGUGGGCGCCGAUGGUGUUAACUCGCUGGUAAGAAAGGCGAUGGGGGUGAUUUAUCUUAACUGGCAAUACAAUCAAUCGGGCAUUGUCGCGACUCUCAAGCUGUCUGAGCCCACGGAGAACAUUGUCGCUUGGCAGAGAUUCCUCCCAACAGGACCCAUCGCAUUGCUUCCGUUGACAGAUUCUAUCAGUUCGCUCGUAUGGAGUAUAACGAGUGAGAAGGCGAAGGAACUGAUGAAAGUCUCGGAGGAGGAGUUUGUCGACAGAAUAAACGAGGCGUUGUGGCGGACCUAUCCGAAGAGCAGCAUCGUCGAGACCGGGAUGUAUGGAUUCCACUGGCUGCUCUCGAGACUCGCCUUGAAGACCAACGCGUCCAGGCAAAUGCCGCCCUCCGUGGCAGCGAUCGUCGAGGGAUCACGGGCAGCGUUUCCCUUGGGUUUCGGCCAUGCCUCAUCUUACGUCCAGCCAGGCACGGUGUUGGUUGGGGACGCUGCGCAUCGAGUUCAUCCCUUGGCGGGUCAAGGUGUGAAUUUAGGUUUCGGCGACGUGACGGAGCUGACGCAGAUUCUCGCCGAGGCCGUCGUGAACGGCAGUCAUCUCAGUGAUAUCCACUAUUUGCGAAAGUAUGAGACAUCCAGGCAACGUCACAACGUACCAAUGAUGUUCGCCAUCGAUGGACUCUGUCGGUUCUAUCAAUACACCACAGCACCCGUUGUUCUUGGUAGAAGCCUGGGAUUGCAACUAGUGGAUGCUGUGCCACCAUUCAAGAGACUGUUGAUGCAACAAGCUGCGGGAAAUAAUAUUUUUAAAAAAUGCUAGUUAAUAGUGAGAUUACAAUGUAAAUAGAAAUAUUGUGACAUUACGCUAAUUAAGAAUAUUUUGGAAUGUGAA